Brassica oleracea var. oleracea is the source of this 2829-nucleotide messenger RNA. RefSeq lists its product as uncharacterized. Bases 194 to 2716 code for a protein of 840 amino acids. The transcript has 5 exons. The record is from RefSeq and is a predicted model, not a curated record. NCBI's taxonomy places the organism in Eukaryota, Viridiplantae, Streptophyta, Magnoliopsida, Brassicales, Brassicaceae.
AAAUAAUUCCGAAACCCCCCCCCCACCUGUUCUCUCCGGCUGUCUUCUUCCUCUCUCUCUCUCUUUAGCUCACUUUCUUUCAGUAACGUUUGAAUUUCUUCGUAGAUUCUUCCGAUCUUUCAGCAGUCCUAAAUAAUCGCUUGCAUUUUACUCUGAUUCAAAAACCCGAUCUAGAUUCCGAGUGAGUGAAAAGAUGAACAUAUUUCGAUUCGCCGAGCUGAGUUCCCGAGAUCGAUUAGCUUCCAAAGUUCCCAGUUCUCGCCAAGGAAAGAAACUCAAGUCUCCAGGGUCAUCUUCUGAGUUUAGUUCUUGCCAUUGUGAAGCUCUAAGUCAAAACAAGUUGCAUCAAGAUUCUGCUCAUCAUUUACCGAUGAGAAGUUUGUUAGCACAAGAAAUGUCAAAGCAGAAAGAAACUAAAAGGAGAUCACCUAGCAUUAUAGCUAGACUGAUGGGUCUCGAUGUCUUGCCAUCGCCUCAGAGUUCUUCCCACAGACAACAAAAGUCUGUAGAGAGUUCUUAUGAUGGUUGUGAAUCUCUUAGAAGGAGCUCAAAGGGUUGUGAGCAAAAGUUUAAAGAUGUUUUCGAAGUUUUGGAUGCAAAGAAGGCAGAGAGCCAUAGAAACUUACAUCAUCAGGGGAAGAUGAAUGCUGCUAAUCUUACACAGGCGGAGAUGGCUUUUAUAAGGCAGAAGUUCAUGGAGGCUAAGCGUUUAUCAACUGAUGAGAAGCUUCGUCAUUCUAAAGAGUUUAAUGAUGCGCUUGAGGCUCUAGACUCUAACAAAGACCUCCUACUCAAGUUUCUUCAGCAACCAGAUUCAUUGUUCACUAAACAUGUGCAUGAUCUUCAAAGCACACCUCACAAGCCACUUUACAGUCAAGCACCAUCUCUGAAGUGUCCUAGCCAUUCUCAGAAAGCUGAUAGGGACUCGUUAAGGAAGAGUCAUAGGUCACCUCAUCGGCAUGGUGGUGGUGGCGAUGGUUGUCCUAGCCAUUCUCAUUCUAGGCAUGUUUCUUAUGAGACACUUGAGCUGCAGCCAACCAAGAUUGUUGUUCUGAAACCUAACCUCGGUGGUAGAGCUUUUGCAUCGCCAAGCUCUUCUUCUGAUGAGUUCAGAGCAGAUCGUAGUCUUCUUCCAUGCACCAGCAAUCAUGGCAGGCAGAAAAGUAACGAAGACAUCCGCCUUUCAAGACAUAGUUCAAGGAAGGCGAGCUUUGAGACUUCAGGAUUCAGAGGAUAUGCAGGGGACGAAAGCUCAUCAGGGAGUGAUUCCGCAAGUGAAUCAGAGCUAGUGCCAAUAACUUCAAGAACAAGAACCUCCUUUAACCGUAAGAACUACCAUCGAUCUUUGCCUUCCAAGUCAACAACAUCAUCAUCUGUGACUAGGGAAGCCAAGAGGAGACUGUCAGAGAGAUGGAAGCUGACACACAAGUACGAGCAAGAGAUAGAAAUUAGCAGAAGCGGCACAUUAGCUGAGAUGCUUGCAACUUCAGAUAAUGAAGCAAGGCCAGCAAGUUUUAAUGGACUCAUUUUCGAAGAGAGGAUUAGUAAAAGAGUUGAGCGCAAUGUUCACUUGUCUGAACUGCCAGAACCGGUUGGAAUCAGCAGUAGGGAUGGAUGGAAAGGAUCACGCUCAAGAAGUUAUUCAAAAUCCAAAACCAUCAUGAACCAGGAAAGCACUGGUGGUUACACUAUAGUGCUGCCAAAGGAGUUGAUCACUCGAGAUGGAUUAGUGAUGGGGAGCUCUUCUCAUCACUCUUUCUUGUCAAGCAAAUCUUCUAGACAUGGUAGUAAUAAAUCUCGUUCAUCAUACAAUAGUUGCAGUUUCUCGGUAAAUGCAAAUUCAGACAUUGAGGAAAGUUCCGCUUCUGAUGAUAUCAAGACGGCUAUGUCUUCUGAAGCUCCUGAUUUGUCAACUGUCACUUCUUUAACUGAUCCUGAUAUCUCAAGGAUGCCAACUGAGACUAUAAAACAUUCUUUGGUUCCUGAACCACAGCCUUGUGAAAGCUCAAAGGAAGGAGAUCAACCAAGUCCGGCUUCAGUUCUAGAAGCUUCUUUUGACGAUGAUGAUGUUUCAUCGAGUUCUGAAUGCUUUGAGAGUGUUAGCGCCGAUCUCAAAGGACUCAGGAUGCAACUUCGGCUCCUCAAACUAGAGUCAGCUGCUUACAAUGAAGCUAGCAUGCUCGUUUCAACUGAUGAAGACACAGAUCAGGAGUCAUCAACAAUAACUAAUGAGACUUUGACCAGCCAGGAGGUCAGAGAAGAAGACUGGAAGUCAUUGUACUUAGUUGAUCUCCUAGCCAACUCCAGGUUAAGUGACUCAGACCAUAGCACUGUCAUGGAAACACCUGUAGAUCCAUCCUUGUUUCAGGAUCUUGAGAAGAAGUACUCAUGCUUGAAAACAUCAACCCGGAUAGACAGAAGGUUUCUCUUUGAUCAGAUUAGCGGAGAGCUUGUACAGAUAUUAAAGCAGUUCUCAGAUCCACACCCUUGGGUUAAACCAAAAAGGGUCUGUUCGAAAUGGGAUGCAAACAAGAUACAAGAGACUCUGCGCGAUUUGGUGACAAGAAAAGAAGAGAAACCAAGCAAAGAUGAUGUGGAGGAAAAGGAGUUGGAGUGGCUGAGGUUGGAAGAUGACAUUGAAAUCAUAGGUAGAGACAUUGAGGAAAUGCUGACGGAUGAACUCAUAGCAGAGCUUGUGGUAGAUGCAAUCUUCUAGAAUGUUAAAUAUUAUCUCUGUUUUAUGUGUAGUUUUAAACAAAAACUGAACAAGUGCAAUAUCUAAUGACAGUUUCAUCAUAUGAGGUAGUGAAUAAACACACAUUAGUUCCU